Molecule: messenger RNA, 354 nt
Organism: Colletotrichum destructivum
Lineage: Eukaryota; Fungi; Ascomycota; Sordariomycetes; Glomerellales; Glomerellaceae
Exons: 1
Coding region: 1-354 (117 amino acids)
Source: RefSeq, a predicted model, not a curated record
AUGAAGCUACCGACCCUCACCACCGUCUCCCUCGUCACCUUGGCCGGCCUCGCCGGCACAGUCUCGGCCGACUCGCGCUGCAUACGGCUGGAAGGGGCCGGGUCCUAUCUUUACGAGAUCACAAUCGAGGACGUGCCCAGGCAGGACAUCAAGCGGGUGUGUAACAGCCUCUGGAACAACCUAAAAGGCUACCUCGACUGCAUGGUCUACCGGCCUAAUGGAUGCGAGGAGGGCUACUACGACGGCGACCUGUAUUGGUACUUCACUACCAGCGUCGUUUGCAGCAGCGAAAAGGUCCAAUCCGCCUUCUACGGCGCCACGAAGAACAACUGGGGUCACAUCUCGUGCAUCUGA